AUGCUACCUGGUCAGCGCACGGCCGGGAAGUCCAAGAAACCGUCAGGGCGAACGGUGGUACUGGAGAUGCCAAAGGAGGAGGGCCCACCCCAAACGCCAGAUGGCGAAGCCAAUGGCAACGAAAGGCCGUCGAUGUCUCUAGUUUCAACACCAUCACCAACGUUUCAUCGAGAAGUCUCCGUCAGCAGGGACGACGCUUCCUGGAGCUUCGAGCGGAUUGAGCGGCGUCCCCGUAGUGCGGCUCGAAGGAAGGGCGGCGCUCGUGCCAAGAAUCCCUUCAUCGAGUACGACGUGCGCGAGAAGAGGCUGAAUCAGGAACGCAAAUGGCUACAGGAAGACUCUCGUUUUCUUGAGCAGCGAAGAGAAGAACUUCGAUUGGGUGCCCUUUUGAACCAGCUUAACCUUCAGAAUGAUCCAGACGAUCAGCUCUAUGAGAAUCGCACGUUCUACGGCCCGCAUUCUAUGGCAAUGAAGGCUACCAAGGCGAGGCGAAAUCACAGGGGGCGGCCGCGCACGAACUCGGCGCCAAUCCCCGAACGGCCUCCCAAGGAGGCUGUCGGCGGCCGUAAGUUCCCGAAGGCAGCAUGCAAAGGCGGUGAAAUCAUCCAGAGCUCUCGCAUACCACAUGGUCAGGAGCGCGCCACCGCUGCUCUGAAGUCAUUGUCGCAGGCUGCGAGUAUGCGAGUUGAAGACUUGACACUGCUCGGAAAGUCCAGACUGCAGGGAACGGCUAUUUCCCCGAGCCUUUGCGCAGCACAUCUCAACCCAUCAGCAGUUGCUACGGACGAAUGUCAUAUCGAAGGAAACUGA
Molecule: messenger RNA, 810 nt
Organism: Symbiodinium sp. CCMP2592
Lineage: Eukaryota; Dinophyceae; Suessiales; Symbiodiniaceae
Source: the annotation of a GenBank genome assembly